UCCCGGCCAGUGCGUCGACUUUCCCAGUUACCGUUGUUACCACUCCCUGGGACCCGUAUCGGCAGCAGAACCGCCGUCAUGGGGUUGACAAGGACUGAAUGAUGGAUGAUCCGGGGCAUGAUUGAAAGCACUCGGAUGCAGUCUGCCUCGUUAUUGAGAAGAGCCAGCCAGUCGUUCUCCUGUCACUUGUACUUGUCUGAAAAGGACCUCCUCCUCCUCCUCCUCCUCCUCCUCCUCCUCCUCCUCCAUCUUCUGUUCCGCACCCAGCCCGAGGGAACACUCUCCACCCUCUGCUUUCUAUUCUUAGCGGACCUCAUCCACUGGGUCCAUGAAACCGGAGCAGUGACUCAGGUUGCUGAUCCACGCGUGUCUCGAGUCCCCUUGGUUUCUUUUUUCCAGCCUCGUUUCUCUUCCUCGUGCCUAUAAGAACGGUGCGAUCCACUGGGAUUCCUCGGUGGUCGAUACUCGAUAGAUAGAUAGUAGUCCCUACUAUCUACUUAGGCUCGGGUGCCUUGAAGAGCGGCCAGCACUAACUGUUUCGGUCUGUGCUUUCCGCCUGGACCGCCGACGCUACGGGCGAGGCUUAGGCUGCCAACGCCUCUUUUUUUCCUUUGGGGCCAGCUAAGCCGGU
Aspergillus ibericus CBS 121593 is the source of this 631-nucleotide messenger RNA. RefSeq lists its product as uncharacterized. The transcript has a single exon. Lineage: Eukaryota; Fungi; Ascomycota; Eurotiomycetes; Eurotiales; Aspergillaceae. The coding region runs from base 106 to 426 and encodes 106 amino acids. The record is from RefSeq and is a predicted model, not a curated record.